Arachis ipaensis is the source of this 2730-nucleotide messenger RNA. RefSeq names its product filament-like plant protein 5. The record is from RefSeq and is a predicted model, not a curated record. NCBI's taxonomy places the organism in Eukaryota, Viridiplantae, Streptophyta, Magnoliopsida, Fabales, Fabaceae.
UUUUGAAAAUUUGUUUUUGUAGUGAGGUGGAGCCGCAGGAGCGUUUCAAACAGGGACCGCUUCACGCUCCUCUUCUCUUUUUCACACUUUGAAGAAGCAAAAACCAGCCAGCCAUUAAAAUCCGACCCCCCUCCAUAACAUUACUCAAGCUACACUCUCUCUUCUACUCUAUUAAAUUCUUCCGUAGUUGGAAAUCUGAGAUGGACCGGCGGGGCUGGCUCUGGAAGAAAAAAUCAUCUGACAAAUCCAAAAUUGCUGAGAAGCCAGGUUCUGAAGCAGAACCUGUUAGUUUUACAUUGUCUUCUGUGGCAAAUCUUGAAGAUGAGGACAGUGGCAAGAAUAAGAACUAUGUUCAAAUAUCAAUGGAGUCAUACACACAUAUGUGUGCAUUGGAGGAUCAAGUAAAGGCUUUGGAAGACAAGCUAACAACAGCUUAUUCAGAAUUAAAUAGCAAAGAUAAUUUAGUUAAACAGCAUGCAACAGUUGCCGAGGAAGCGGUCUCAGGGUGGGAAAAAGCUGAUGCUGAAGUAGCUUCAUUAAGAUGUCAACUUGAAUCUGUCACUAUCUCAAAGCUUGCUGUUGAGGAUAGAGCAUCUCACUUGGAUGGUGCUCUAAAAGAAUGCAUGAAGCAGAUAAGAACUGUUAAGGAAGAUAGUGAGCAGAAACUGCAAGACUUGAUCCUUAUGAAAUCCCAGCAGUGGGAAAAAGUUAAGUCAGAGUUUGAAGUGAAAAUAGAUAAAUUGGAGCAAGGACUUCGUUGUGAGGCUAGUGAAAAUGCUGCUCUUCUUAGAUCCCUGCAAGACAGUUCGAAUAAAAUAGCGAGACUGAAAGAAGAAAAAUCUGAAGCUGAGGCUGAAGUAGAGUUUCUAAAGAAGAAUGUUCAGUCAUGUGAAAAGGAAAUAGCUUCACUGAAGUAUGAGUUACAUGUGAUUUCCAAGGAGCUGGAUAUCCGAAACGAAGAGAAGAAUAUGAUUAUGAGAUCAGCAGAAGUGGCAAGCAGAAAACAUGCAGAGGAUGUUAGGAACAUUGCCAAGAUAGAAACUGAAUGCCAAAGACUCCGUGGUCUGCUGCGAAGGAAGUUACCUGGACUGGCCGCAUUGGCUCAAAUGAAGCUAGAAGUGGGGAUUCCGCAACAAGUUAUCAGCACACCCUACCAUAGGAAAACUUGUUUAAAAGCUGAUGGCAUGCAAGAAUCUGAGUUUCUUGCCAAAAAGUUGGAGGCAUUGGAAGAAGAAACAAAGACAUUGAAAGAAGCUUUGGCCACAAGUAAUGCUGAAUUGCAGGCUUCAAGAAACUUGUAUGCCAAAACAGUUGGCAGACUAAAGACCUUAGAAGCAGAGAUACAGUUUUUUCACUUAGAAAACGUUGCUGAAAAAUCAAAUUUGGCAAUCAAUUUUGGAAACUCAUCAAAUAGAAUUUCCAACAAAAUACCAAGCCUCGCUUCUAUCUCUGAUGACGGCCAUGAGGAGCCAGAAAGUCCUGUUGAGUCAAGUGCAGCCUCAACUUGUGACCUUUCUGAAAUCAAGAGAGUUACAAGUGUUGGUAAAUUUGAGAAAGAAAAGAGUGAAACUAUCAUAGAACUGAUGAAUGACUUUCUGGAAGUGGAGAAAAUGGCAUGUUUAUCGGACAAUAGCAAUGUAGCUCUUGGCAUUACUAGCAAAGUUAGUGACUCUGAUGGAACAGAUAAACAAUCAGAUAAAGCUUCUAAAGUUGAAGAGACUGAUUAUAUUCCAGAGAAAAAUGACAAGGCAUCCAAACAUGCUGAACACAUGCAAGAUCUGAAGGAAACAAAGCUGAUGUUCCAGGAAAAGGAGCAGCUUCUUGCUGAACUGAAAGAACAAUUGGCUUCAUCUCAUAAAUCAUACAACUUGGCUGAGAUUCAGCUGAAGUGUAUGACAGAAUCCUAUAAGUCACUUCAAAUGCAUGCAGAAUAUUUAGAAGCUCAAAAUAAGAUUCUGCAAGAAAAUAUAGAGGAGCUAAAGAAUGACCUUGUGGAGCAAAAGAAAUGUCAUGAUGAUGCCUUGGUGAGGCACAGAGCCAUUGAAGAGAAAAUGCAAAGGGACAAGUGCUUAGUUUGUGGAUCCAAUUUGGGAGCAGAUAAUGGCAUGACUACUGGGAAGGAUAUGGAGCUAGCAGCAGCAGAGAAAAAGCUGGCAGAAUGUCAAGAGACUUUGUAUACUCUUGGUAGGCACCUGCAAGCUCUGUGUCCUCAUAUUGAGAUACCUAUAUCUCAUCUCGGUAAAAGGCUUCAAACGAAUGACAUGUUGGUUAAACCAAGUCAUGGCUGGUCGAAUUCUAAUGUGUCCAGUAACUCGAAUGAAAUUGAACAGGCUGAGGCAUCUAGAUGUAGUGUUCCUUCCGAGAUUCAAGAAGUGAAUGUCGAGUUUUCAUCGCCUAACUGUCGAUCCACACCGUGUCUUUCAGACACUGAAGGCUGCUUUUCUGUGAACUCUUCAAUAGGGUCAAGCAAGCCCGGUUAUAUGCUUACCGAAUCGAAUUCCUCUUGUUCUGCCUCUGCUACAGGGAAGCAUGCACAUGGAUUCAGACAUUUCUCUUCUUUAAAAGGGAAGAAUGCUCACUAGCAUUGUUUGUUACUUCCUAAAUCCUAGGUAUUAAUCAGAGGGAGCUCCCCGAUGAUGUUGUAUAUAGUAAAAGGUUUUGGAGAUUGAUGUUUCUGUUUUUAGUUCAAUUAUAUUUGAAUUUAGAUAAAGUUUAAUUUUCACUCUAGCA